Messenger RNA from Ailuropoda melanoleuca (giant panda), 6432 nucleotides. RefSeq names its product pleckstrin homology domain containing A8 (gene PLEKHA8). The transcript has 14 exons. Gene Ontology annotation, cellular component: cytosol; cytoplasm; membrane. NCBI's taxonomy places the organism in Eukaryota, Metazoa, Chordata, Mammalia, Carnivora, Ursidae. Gene Ontology annotation, molecular function: ceramide 1-phosphate transfer activity; ceramide 1-phosphate binding. Bases 66 to 2042 code for a protein of 658 amino acids. Gene Ontology annotation, biological process: intermembrane lipid transfer; ceramide transport. The record is from RefSeq and is a predicted model, not a curated record.
CGCCGCGGUUGCUGCCAAAACCCGGAGUGGAUUUCGGGAACGUGCGCGCAAACGGCGCACAGGGCAUGCGCAAGCGGGCCCCGGGCCCGGCGGGUGGAGGGAUCAGGCAGCUCCCUGUGGCGCCGCGAGCGACCCGCUGCUUCGCCAGCGGCAACUUGGAGGCUGCAGCCACCGCUCAGGUCCACCCGGUGCCUUGGCCUCCUUGUGGACAGUGCGCCGGCUCCACCGGGCGGGCCCCCUGGCCGGCCGAGUCCUCACGUGCCGAGGCAGCCGCAGUGACCCCGCCCCCAGGCCGAGGAUGUGAGACUGGCCGGGUGUCCCCGCACCGGGCCCGGGCGCCGGGAGUCGGCGCCUCGGCAGCGCGGGGCGAUGGCCCUGUUGCCGGUGCUCCUCGCCUCCUGGGGCUUGGGGCAGUGAGGGGGCCGACGGGUGAGGGGAAACGGCCCCGGCGCGGCGGGGACCAAGGAGCCGCGGGCGCCAUGGAGGGGGUGCUGUACAAGUGGACCAACUAUCUGAGCGGUUGGCAGCCUAGAUGGUUCCUUCUCUGUGGGGGGAUAUUAUCCUAUUAUGAUUCUCCUGAAGAUGCCUGGAAAGGUUGCAAGGGGAGCAUCCAAAUGGCGGUCUGUGAAAUUCAGGUUCAUUCUGUAGAUAACACACGCAUGGACCUGAUAAUCCCUGGGGAGCAGUAUUUCUACCUGAAGGCCAGAAGUGUGGCUGAGAGACAGCGGUGGCUGGUAGCCCUGGGGUCAGCCAAGGCUUGCCUGACCGACAGUAGGACCCAGAAGGAAAAAGAGUUUGCUGAAAACACUGAAAACUUGAAGACCAAAAUGUCGGAACUAAGACUCUACUGUGACCUCCUUGUUCAGCAAGUAGAUAAAACAAAAGAGGUGACCACAGCUGGUGUGUCCAAUUCUGAGGAAGGAAUCGAUGUAGGAACUCUGCUGAAAUCAACCUGCAAUACUUUUCUGAAGACUUUGGAAGAAUGCAUGCAGAUUGCAAACGCAGCCUUCACCUCCGAACUACUCUAUCGCACUCCCCCAGGUUCACCACAGCUGGCCAUGCUCAAGUCCAACAAGAUGAAACAUCCUAUUAUACCGAUUCACAAUUCUUUGGAAAGGCAAAUGGAGCUAAACAGUUGUGAAAAUGGAUCUUUACAUAUGGAAAUAAAUGCUGAUGAAGAAAUCCUAAUGAAAAGUAAGAGCUCCUUAUAUUUGAAACCUGCAGAGGUAGAUUGCAGCAUAUCAAGUGAAGAAAAUACAGAUGAUAAUAUAACAGUCCAAGGUGAGAUUAUGAAGGAAGAAGGAGAGGACAACGCGGGAAAUCAUGACAGCAGCUUGGCACAGCCUGCAUCAAACUCCUCAAGUAGCUCUCCGGAAUCCCACUGGGAAGAAGGCCAAGAAAUCAUCCCAACUUUCUUUAGUACCAUGAAUACCAGCUUCAGUGACAUUGAACUUCUGGAAGACAGUGGCAUUCCCACAGAAGCAUUCUUGGCGUCAUGUUAUGCUGUGGUUCCAGUAUUAGACAAACUUGGCCCUACGGUGUUUGCUCCUGUUAAAAUGGACCUUGUUGGAAAUAUUAAGAAAGUAAACCAGAAGUAUAUAACCAACAAGGAAGAGUUCACCACCCUCCAGAAGAUAGUGCUGCAUGAAGUGGAGGCCGACGUAGCCCAGGUUAGGAACUCAGCUACAGAAGCCCUCUUGUGGCUGAAGAGAGGUCUCAAAUUUUUGAAGGGAUUUUUGACAGAAGUGAAAAAUGGAGAAAAGGAUAUCCAGACAGCCUUGAAUAACGCAUAUGGUAAAACAUUACGGCAGCACCACGGCUGGGUGGUUCGAGGGGUUUUUGCGUUAGCUCUGAGGGCAGCUCCAUCCUAUGAAGAUUUUGUCGCCGCAUUAACCAUAAAGGAAGGCGACCACCAGAAAGCAGCUUUCAGUGUUGGGAUGCAGAGGGACCUCAGCCUUUACCUCCCUGCCAUGGAAAAGCAGCUGGCGAUACUGGACACUUUGUACGAGGUCCACGGGCUGGAGUCGGACGAGGUGGUAUGACGUCUGCAGGACCGCGCCGCCUCCUAACUUCAGGGAAUCAAGUCUGCUAAAGUGUUUUGUUGCCCUACUUAAUUUCCAGCAGCAGCUUCAACCCUCUCCAACCCCUUCCUUGGGGGGAUGGAGAGAAGGAGGCAAAGCCUAGUGCUUUUAUAUAUAAUUUUUUUAAAUGCAUAUGUCUUUUGUGUGUUUAAAAAUCAAGGUGCUAUAUAUAUAUAUUUCAGUUCAAAGGGCCUCCUGGAAACCAAAUCAUAGCUGUUAUAUUAGAAUUGAACAGCAAGUUAUAAGAGCAGAUUUAACAAAUGAAUUUGUUGGUAUUGUGUUUUGUUUUUACUUCUAGUUUUAAUGGUCCUCCCAAACCCAAACUGAAAAUAAGCAAAUUCUGUAUCAAGGACCAUAACACAUAGCCAGUGUUUUAGUCAACUUAGACUAAAAAUUUGGGGGAAGCUAAGUCCCUUUGUUGAAGCUAUUGAAAUGUAGAGUCUGGUAUUCCUAGACAGUCAGAGAAUCCUCUUCUCCGUGGCUCUGUAGGCAAGAAGAGCCUGUGUCGUCCAGGUGUCCGGGGCAUUGGUGUGGGCGUGUCAGUGUGGGAGGAGGAAGACACAAGGAAGGAGUGCCAUCCCUGUUUGUGUGUGGGGAGACUAUGGCUCCUAAGGGAUGAGUGGUGUGCCCUAACCCCAAGCUGGAGGACAGUAUGGCAGCGAUGCGACAUGUCAUCCAAGAUGACCCCUAUCUAGUGCCCACACUUUGCCAGCAUGCUUCCCUAUGUGUCAUCUGAAUUGGACAUUACGGUGAAACUGUGACAUCCAGGAUAUUAUCCAUUUCAAAAGCAAGGUUGAAAGGUUGAGGGAUUUGCUCACAGUCACACAGCCUCUAAUUAGAGGAUGCAAGUCAUUGCAAACUGUGAUCUGGGCCUCCUCUUCAUCAAAGUCACUUGGAGUGCGUCUUCAAAAAACCCAUUCCCAGGCCUUACCCGGACCUGCAAAACCAGAACAGUGGGGGUGGAACUUAGGAAUCUGCAUUUGAAUCAACUUUACGGGUGAUUCUUCUGCACCCAGGGUUGAAGAACCAUAAGAUUAAAUUCUAGUUUAAAUUCUAGUUUACAGGCCUCUCCAUCUUCUGCAUGAACUAAAUGAUAGGUCCCUUUUUUCCCAAUGUGUGUCGAUGGGAGAGCGAGAAGUGGAGCAAGUUUACUCACCGUUUUCUUGAUUGAACCGGCCUCAGCGCCCAGCCAGCAGGCUUUGGCGUUGCGUUCAAGGAGCACGGUUCUGAAUGUGCAACCUGAUCGAUCUUGGUAUAAUCGCCAGUAGUUCAAAGCCCAAUACAGCUGCUUAUCAAUCUCAAAAGCUUUGGGACUGUGUCCAAAUUUAAAGGUGGGAUUUAAACUUGCAUCAAGCAACCCUGGGUAGGUAUUCUCCUGAAAAGUGUGUGAUGCCAGGAGUCUCUGGUAGGCCAAGCUGCCACGGGUGGGUGUGGGCGGGAAGUAUUGUGGCUUCCCCAUGAGUGGCUGCUUCCUUCUAGUAGCUGGAAGAGAAGUUCCAGCAGGAGCUAGUGCCCCAGAGUAGAAGGUGAGUUCCUUCAAAGGGCACAGGCGAACGCUACCUGAACAGCCCCAGACGAUACUUUCCUAGGGCAAAGGGAACCCUCUCUGUAGGCAGAGGUUGAUGUAGAGAGGAGUUUUGAUUUUGUCUUUUGUUUGUCCUUAACCAAAUUGGGAUUUAUUUAGCUCAGGUUAAUGAAGCCGGUACUCCACUCACUAAGGACUUCUGGAAAAUGCUUAAACUUAGAAAAACAAAUGUUUUAAGGCUGGGGGGAAGUGCUAAAAUAGUAUUGAUGCUUUUGUAUUUUAGCACUUGCUGUUGGCAACUGCUGAGGGGGGUGUGUCACUUUCCCUACUCCCACGAGUAGUUGGUGUGGCUCUCCUCUGGCUAGUGUGACUAUGAUGGCAGAACUAAAGGAUAAUUCAGACUUCCUGCCUUUGACAUAGCCUAAAAGGGAAAAAGAAAAAAAAAACAGCCAGUCUUUGCUUGAACCUUGAAUGAGGACACUUUAGGCAUUGUGCUAUUGGGAAACUGUAAGUAUCCGUCCUGAGCAUGCUGCUGCCUGUCCCCGUCACCUCAGGUGAGCUCCUGGGGGCUCUUGGAGAAAGGGCGGGCACACUGACAACACUGCAGAUUGGCCGUUGAGGCUCCAGAUACACACAGAAAGAAAGCUGCUCAGCAUGGCCCUUUCACAUUUAUUUAGGUACUGCCUUGGUUUAUAGAACGCCAUUUUCUGGGGAAGAAGGGUUUAAUAUUAUCUAGGACCCUUGGGAACCCAGGUCAGGAUAGCUUGAAUAACUUGAAUAGGUUAUAUUUUGUACUCCUCCUUUCCCACCCCUGUAGAAAGGGGGUAAGUUUAUUGAUAGUGAUUGUCCUCACUGGAGCAUGUUCGGUUUGCCUGAGAUGUAUAAAGCUCGGAGGGUCCUAAAAAAAAGCUUAGAUUAGGUGAUAUACUAGGUGAUAAAUUCAACUUGGCCCGAAGUUUGGCAUAGUCAGAGCUUCGUCCUGGAUCUUCGGAGUUAGCUUCUAGUUAAAGUACUAAUCUGCAGGUAGUGCCUAAGAUGGGAACAAAGAGAAAAGAUAGUUAAGACCUUUUCUCCGUAAUCCUCCCAGGUUUCUGGGACAUCUCAGCUUUCUUCCCCCAGACAGGGAGAGGAGAUGAAAACACUAGUGUGCUUGUUGACAGAGGAACCACCUUGCUCUCAUUGCUCAAAACAUUUUUAGGAGUCCUUUUUUAGAGUAACUUUUGGAGAGAUCCUGAAGAAUAAGGUAAUUUGUCUUCAAGGUAUUAGUAGAAGCUAGUAAGUAACAUUUGGAUAAUCCUUUACAAAGUGCUUGCAAACACAUAAUUUCAUCAUGUGUGCCCUUCGUCCCGCAGGAGAAGCCAGACUUGACACGUAGGAGGGAUCGAUGUGUAUUUGUCCAACGGAAUAAAAUCCUUUCACUGGCAAUUUUUUUUGUCCUUUGAAAGUAAAUUUGAUUCAUUAUAGCUAAUCCUGGUGAAAAAUGUUAAGUUGGAGGGAUACCUUUUGGGGGCAAAACCAAUUUACGACUAUGAGGUGGAGAUGAUUUUCUUGUCAGCUCUUGAUCCGGCCCUGCAGGAAGUUCUAGAAGCAGGGCUCUCAGGAUGUGGAGCUUCUCGGUCCCCAGGGAAUGGACUUUGAAAGGCAGUAUUCAUUAGGAUAUGUAAGUAGUGGCUUGAGGCACCUUGUCAUCGCUAUUUGCAUGUCUUUCCGAACAUAAAGCUUCCUCAAAUGCCAGUUGCACACAAAGGGAUAUCUGAACUCCAGAGCUCGGCCUCACUGCUUCCCCCUCCUGUUUUCGCUCACGAAAAAUUGCCAGCAGAAACCCUCUGAGCACCAAAUCCCAUCCCCCUUUCAGCUGUUCUGUCCGCAUUCCUCAGCAGCGCCCCUGAGCAAGGAUGUGGAGCAACUGCCUAGCGGGAGGUGUCCAGUCAGUGCGAAUUCUGUUCCCCUCCUGGACUUCAGGAGCUUCUCUAAAGACCCCCGUUCCCAUUUGUAGCUGUAAAGCAGCAGGUGUGCACCGUGUGCAGAAAGUGACCUCUCCUCCAAUGUGCGCUGCUGGAAAAGCGUGCGGGCUUUGCUUCUUGAUUCUUAAUUGGGUAUAUGUAUAUUUUCCCAAAGUUAAUGCUUUCAACUUUAUAUUUUCGGAACAGUGCUUUUCAUUAAGAAAAAUACGUGGUAGGAACCAGUAAAUAUACUUUUCUUGAUUAAAUUUGAAGUAAGGGAGUUGAGGUAAGAGGCAUCGUAUUAAGGAGACUUAAUCUGAUGAUGAAAGUCAUAGAUGUGAAGAAACAUCCUUUAAAGCAGGAGAAAGAGGGUCAUGAGCAGUAUAAGAUGAUGUGAGGCAACUUUCUGGAACUUUCUGAAAGAAGACUAUUUUUGUGUUUUUCCUACUUAAAUGACUACAUUCCACAAGAAGUUGGUUACUUAAUGGUGCAUUUCUGAAACAUUGAUUAAAAUCAGUUGCUUCUGGUUUUAGUCCUAGGUUUUACAACUCUUCAGCCUCCCUAUUCUGAUGUUUUGUGGCUUUUUUUAAGGUAAACUACCAACCUUUUUUACAUUUUUAGAUUUAGGUUUCGUAAGUAGAGUAUCUUUGAAGCCAUUGUUCUGUGAGCUGAGCUGAUGUGUUUGGUCUUAGAGGGCCUGACUUCAGAUGCUCCUUGUGGUCGCUACAGUCUGUACACCAGCGCCAGCGUGUGCGGUCAGCCUGCGUCCCCAUGAGGUGUAUAUAGAGGGCUUUAUUUAGAAAUACGUCCUGCUUCUGGAUGUCCCUUUGUAACCUGCAGUUGCUUACUCAGGGUUUUCAUAAUAACGACUUAAAAAAAAAAA